This is a messenger RNA of Octodon degus (degu), 3197 nucleotides long. It is a transcript of the gene Apobr, whose product is annotated as apolipoprotein B receptor. Gene Ontology annotation, molecular function: very-low-density lipoprotein particle receptor activity. Gene Ontology annotation, biological process: triglyceride metabolic process; lipid transport. The coding region runs from base 31 to 2838 and encodes 935 amino acids. The record is from RefSeq and is a predicted model, not a curated record. The transcript is spliced from 4 exons. NCBI's taxonomy places the organism in Eukaryota, Metazoa, Chordata, Mammalia, Rodentia, Octodontidae. Gene Ontology annotation, cellular component: membrane.
UUAGCAGCUUUCUGGACGCACAGAGACAAGAUGGAGUUCCUCCGGCAACACCUCCCUGGGCUACAUCAAGCCUUAAGGGGGGCACUGGAUUCCCUCAGCACCUUUGUCUCCUACCUCAUGGGUGAUGCGGUCCCCACUGUAGAGAGGGAGGCACAGGAACUAGGAGAGGUGGCUGAAGGAAAGGCAGGGAAGAUUGUAGAGGAGAAGAAAGCCCAGGAGUCCCUGCACAGCCUUAGAGGUGGCCACAGUGAGGGAGCUGAAGCGCCAAGAGGGCCUGGAGAGGCAGGAGGAGGUGAGGAGGACAGCUCAGCUGCAGAACAGGUCUGGGGGUGGGGAGAAGGCAGCUCCUGUGGGUCCCAAGCAGGUAGGCAGGACUCUGGGGCAGGCAGGGGCCCAGAGCCGAGUGUUCUCUUAGAGGCUGAGAAGACCUCUGAGGCAGGGUCUGGGACUCACAGAGACAGGAGCAGUGAGGCCAAGGAAAGACAAGCAGCUGAAGAGCAGGAAGUGAACAGAGGGGAGACGCUGAGAACCUGGGAACAGGAGGAGGAGGAAGAGGAGGAAGAGGUCAGGGCAAGAGAGCCUGGGAUGGCCAGAGGGGUGGAGUCAGAGCUGCCCUGGCACAGGGAGCCCAAGGAGAAGGCCAGUGCUGAGAGGGAGGAGGAGGUGGCUGUGCACUGUGGGGAGACAUGGCCGGAGGUCAGGGAAGCAGUUGCAGAAGCUGAGGUGUCUGGAGCCCAAGGGCCCUGGAAAGUGGAAGGGGAGGUAGUGGCAGUGAAAGCUGGCCAAAGCAUAGGGCUGCAAGGGACCCAGGACCCAGGGCCAGAGUGUGAAGAUUGGAUAACCUUGCAUAAGGAGGAGGCCUGGGCAACCUUAGUCAAGGAGGUGGACAGGGCAGCCUCAGAUAGAGAGGAAGCUGACCUCUCAGGAGUCAGGGAGAUGGAAGAUGGGCUAGUCCCAGGAGAUAGGCUCUCAGAAGCUACUAGUAGUAUCAGGACCCUAGAGGAGGCCUUCAACAGAGAGCAGGAAGAGGAGCUGGAUGAGAAGACAGAGGAUGAAGUGCAGGCUCUCCCCAAACAGCCCUGGGCCCUGGUUACUGAAGCAACAGAAGAUGCAGCUGAGAACCAGAAGGCAAAGAUGGAGGCUGCAGGAGCCCCGGAGCCAGGGGUGGAGGCAGGGGAGCUCUCGGAGGGUCAGACAGGUCCGUGUGGGAAAGAGGCCCAGAGCAGGCAGAGCCCAGAGGUCAAGGCUGAUGGUGCCAGGCUGCAGGAGGCCCCAGCAGAAGAGCCUCCAGAAAAGAAAGAGAGGUGCUGGGCCCCAGAGGCUGAGCUGGCCCUGCACAAGGAGGCUGAAGCGGAGGCUGCCUCAGAAGCAGGCCUGGAGGCCAUGCCCAAGGAGGAGUUCAUGUGGGUAAAGGGCCAGGAGGGUCAGAUGAGCCAAGAAACACUGAGGGUGGAGUGGGUUGUCCCUGAAAAGCAGGGGCCCGAGCUGGCGGGAGAUGCCCCAGGGCCAACAGGUCUGCUGAAAGGACAGGGGUGUCAGGAGGAGCACAGGCCAGGUCCAAGCCUGAGCAAAGAGGAGACAGAAGCAGGGGUGGCGGAACAGCCCCAACACAUGGGGUCUGUCCCUCCUGAAGUCCUUGAGGCUGCAGACUGGAAGAUCUGGUACAGAGGGGACACAGAGAGCAAAACUACCCAGGAGGAUAAAGCAGAUGCUGAAGAGGAGGCUGCAGGAGACCAGGCCUUGGAGGCCGAGGUCAAAGGAGGCUGGGAGUCUGAACUGCCAGAGGUUCUGGUGUGUGGAGUAGAGGAGAAAGAGGACUCUGUAGUGGAGAACCAGGAGCUGCAGGCAGACCAAGGGACAGAGGCAGGGCCAAGCCCGGCACUGGGAGAGUCAGAGACCAAAGAUACUGAGGACAGGGUGGUGGGGGUCACUGUGCCUUGGGAGGCAGACGGCUCACCCAGGGAAGGUGGGAGGCUGGAGGAGGCAGCGCUGAGGCUCCAGGACCAAGAGGUCGCACAGACCAGCCCUUUGACUACAGAGGUAGUAGAGGCCCAGGCCAUCCUAGCUGGGGAAGGCCAGGAAGAAGAGGGUGGAGAGGCUAGGAGAGGCUGGGACUCUGAAGAGAGAGAAGAGGCUGGGGGAGCUGCACUGUUGGAAGACGAGACUGAAGAGUGGCAUGUGAGAGGGCAGGGGGAGGACAGUGACAGGCAGCACGGGGACCGCCAUCCUGAGGGAGAGGCACAGAAGCCGCUGGAUGUGGACGAUGUGGCGGCAACUGGUGACCAGUGCACAGAGGCCAAGGGGACUUCUCUAGAAGACCUGGAGGAUAUCCAGGACCAGGAGGGGUGGCCAACACUCCAGCCUCCUGUAGAGAUGGCACCUGGGUCCUCUGAGACUGCAGAGGCCCUGGGAAGUGACAAAGUGGACACUCACAGCAGCUGGAGUGAGGCCCUGCUCCCUGGCUCCCGCCUGGAUGUCUCUGCCUUGCGAGACCGUGCGCUUCUGCAGCGAAGCUCCUGGAAGCGUCGUUCACGGCCCUCUUUCUGGAGGACAUCUUCCCCGGAGCAGCAGGAGGACCCUCCCAGUCCACCACCUGAGGAGGUGCUGUCCACCCCUCAGCAGCAGGAAGACCUUCCCAGUCCACCACCUGAGGAGGUGCUGUCCACCCCUGAGCGGGAACCUCUACAGCUAGAGGAAGCCCCUGAGGCAAGUCCUUCACAGUCUGGAGGGUCCCCAGAGCCAGUCAAGAAAAAGUUCCGGGGACAAGGGUUUGGCCUGGCACACCCUGGCAUGAUGCAGGAGUUGCAAGCCAGGCUGGUCCAGCGGAAACCCCAGUGACAAGAGUUGCUGUCCCUCUGAAAGCCUGCCCUGCGUGAGGCUCAGGAGCCUCCAGGAGCCCUACCUCUGCUGGCUCUCUCUGCCACCUGCACCCUUUCCACUGUCUGAGCCUCACUUCUUGGUGUCUCAUCCAUGGAGUGGACAAGACCAGAAUGUCUGUGAAGACCUUGGACUUCGGGGAUCUGACUCUAGUGCAGGCUGGUGGACCCUAUGCCUCUGAAAACUCUGCUCCAGGGACCCUUGCCCUGCUCACCUCAGCCUGGCCUAGCGGUUCAGAAGAUAGCACAGAGGACUGGGGAUGGAGUCUGUUCUCCAUAGUCUUCCCUCUGCACCCAAGCCUCCAGAGAGCUGCAGGUUGA